UUUGCUCAUUUUUUUUCCACAGCAGGUGAACGAAAGGAGUGUUCAUCAUUGCAAAGCUGACAGCAGAAGUAGACGCCAUGAUUCGGGUUUCUGUCAUAGUCAGCGUUUUGCUGAUGCUAAGCAUCAAUGCAAAGCCCUUGAAUAAGCCUUCAGAUGAACACUUGGAGCAAAGGGUUGUGCUCAUUGAUGAUAAAGGGAAGCUGUCCUGGGGAACAGAGGUGGAGCCUCCAGAGGACAUGGACAGGAUUGAGUAUGAGCUCGACCCUCGUAUGAGGAUCUGGAACAGCAUGAAGGCCAACGGACAGGAGAAACACUACCUGAAGCCUGAGGAAGAUCUGGAUAAGAUUUACCAUCCUUCAACAGUCGAGCUCCAAGCUCAGAUCAGAGAGUUUGGAUACGAAGCUGAAAAGAAGGAAGACGGCCAGCAUUCGCCUGCACAGAUGGAGCAGGUAGUUUAUCUGCAGCCUGAGGAAGACAUGGAUGACGUUUACCACAAAGAGCUCUUCUUACCCGCCCUUCAACGAGACGUCCCUGAAGCUGCUGCUCCUGUUGACAUUCCCUCUCAAAGAAAGUACACUGAGCCAGAGGAAGAUCUCGAUUAUCUUUACCAUAAAAGGUUUGACAUGCCAGUCCUUCAACAAAAGGUAGCUGAGACUCCUGUCCACAUUCCCUCUCAGAGGAAGUACACCAAGCCAGAGGAAGAUCUGGAUGGACUGUACCACCACUGAUCCAGGCUUAGCACUUAUUUAAAACAUGUCAGAUGCGACACACAGACACAUCUGUGUAAUUUGAUUCUAUUAAACUGCUUUAGAGUAACAUACAUGAAUCAAUCACUAUCUAUUUUACAUUUCAUGUUGUAUGCAUUCAUGAGAGACUUCAGGUUUGAUUUGAUGAAGACAAGGAGAGAAGGCGUAGAGGGGAGAUAAGUUCAUAUCUCCUGCAUAUGAGUGCAAUUAAAAUAUAUUUUUCAUAUUAAUUGCAGAACAAUAAAGUGUGAUGUUUUCAGAGCUUUGAAUAAAAACUCAGCCUAAAAUAA
Gambusia affinis (western mosquitofish) is the source of this 1036-nucleotide messenger RNA. RefSeq lists its product as uncharacterized. Lineage: Eukaryota; Metazoa; Chordata; Actinopteri; Cyprinodontiformes; Poeciliidae. The transcript has 4 exons. The record is from RefSeq and is a predicted model, not a curated record. The coding region runs from base 78 to 728 and encodes 216 amino acids.